This is a messenger RNA of Daldinia caldariorum, 1790 nucleotides long. Its product is annotated as penicillopepsin. The record is from RefSeq and is a predicted model, not a curated record. The transcript has 2 exons. The coding region runs from base 405 to 1706 and encodes 433 amino acids. NCBI's taxonomy places the organism in Eukaryota, Fungi, Ascomycota, Sordariomycetes, Xylariales, Hypoxylaceae. Gene Ontology annotation, biological process: proteolysis. Gene Ontology annotation, molecular function: aspartic-type endopeptidase activity.
CAUGCAGAUCGAAUGAUGGCUGACUGGGGUUAAUCCCCACAGCACCCCUUUCCUUUUCUCUUGGCUUUCGUUUGACUUCAAAAGCAGACCUCUUGGCUCUCGUCCGAAUAUCUCUCUUCUGCUUCAACUCUCAUGAAGUUCGUUGUCUGAGACAACUUCUAUUUCAUAGCUACUUUAUUUUCCGUUUUCUUUUCUUUCGGUCUUUUCUUGUUCCUCCAGUUCUUUAGCUUCAUCACCCUUCUUUGUAAAUCUUUCUUCUUAACCGACCUUACCUGGUCUAACAGCCAAUCGAGGCCGGGUCUCUUCCGAGUCGUUUCUUUCGUUUAGUCCACCUGGUGUGGUGAUACGUAAAUUAUUUACGACGUCCUUUUAUUGCCUUUUAUUUCGUUUAGGAUUAUAGCAAGAUGCAGUCUUUCGCCAAGUUGUUGCUCCUCUUCGGGCUCUUAGCCCUGGCUUCCGCCUCUCCGGCUAGGAUCAACAAGCGAGGCGUAUACAAGGUCGAACGAGUUCCGAACCCUAAUUACACCGGUCGUAAUGGCCCCCGAGCUCUCCUGAAGACGCUCCGCAAAUAUCGUAUGCCUAUACCGGCAUCCGUUGCGAGCGCUGCUCAACAGCAGACCGAGAUGAUCUCGAAGAGAGAACCCAAGAGGGGUCGCAGAAAGGGUCAAAAAGGACAAAAGGGAGGUGCAGCCGCCGCAAAUGGCAACGCCGCCGGAUCUGGCAAUGGAACUGGUCUCGUCGAGGCAACCCCCGAGGCUAACGACGUCGAGUAUCUGUCUCCUGUCACUAUCGGCGGUCAAACUCUGAACCUCGAUUUCGAUUCCGGCUCUUCUGAUUUGUGGGUCUUCAACACUCAGCUUAGCAAAGCCGCGACUCAGGGCCAUACCGUCUAUGACCCGACUAAAUCUAAGACCUUUGCUCUCAUGCAAGGUGCCUCGUUCCAAAUUUCUUACGGUGACGGCUCGGGUGCUGCGGGCAACGUUGGCGUCGACACCGUGGAUGUCGGUGGCGCUACUGUUACCCAGCAAGCUGUAGAGAUGGCUACCGCUGUUUCUCGAUCUUUCGUUGAGGACACCAACAACAACGGUCUCCUCGGUCUUGCAUUCAGUACGCUCAACACCGUCCAACCCGCUCAGCAGAAGACGUUCUUUGACAAUGUGAAGUCGUCGCUUGCUGAGCCUAUUUUCACCGCCGACCUCCGCGCGCAAGCAGCUGGCGCAUACGAGUUUGGACGUGUGGAUACGAGCAAAUUCACGGGCGAGAUGACGUGGGUUCCUGUCAACACGACGGAUGGUUUCUGGCAAUUCACGAGCGAGAAAUUUGCAGUCAACGGUGGAACUACCCAGACUUCUACUGCCGGAGCGCAGGCCAUCGCUGACACCGGUACGACUCUCCUUUUGGCCGACCCUGCUGUGGCUAAAGCCUACUACGCGCAAGUCGAUGGCGCUGUCGAUGACGAGCAGCAAGGUGGCUUCACGUUCCCUUGUGAUGCGACGCUACCCGAUCUUCAGAUAGAUGUCGGUGGUAACAUGGCUACUGUCAAGGGCACCGACAUCAACUUCGCUCAAGUCGACGAUCAGACUUGCUUCGGCGGUCUACAAGCCACGACCGCAGGUCUCCAGAUCUACGGUGAUAUCUUCUUCAAGAGCAACUUCGUCGCAUUCAACGGCGGUAACAACACCCUUGGCUUUGCCCAACACGUAUAGAUAUGCCUCUUGCAUGUAAAUAUACCUAUGUGUACUAUUUCCUUACAUGCGAGUUUUGAGCAUAAAUUGUACAUAUGUGAGAUU